Molecule: messenger RNA, 691 nt
Organism: Arabidopsis lyrata subsp. lyrata
Lineage: Eukaryota; Viridiplantae; Streptophyta; Magnoliopsida; Brassicales; Brassicaceae
Product: mitochondrial import inner membrane translocase subunit TIM14-1
Exons: 3
Coding region: 152-490 (112 amino acids)
Biological process (GO): protein import into mitochondrial matrix
Cellular component (GO): PAM complex, Tim23 associated import motor
Molecular function (GO): ATPase activator activity
Source: RefSeq, a predicted model, not a curated record
CGGUUUCACUUCAGUUUUUUUAGUAGUCCCAUUUUGGUUACAGCGAUCGGGAAGCUCUCUCUGACGGCACCGGUGAGUCCACCAGUCACCUCUGACGGCUACGCAAAUCCAAAUAAAUCUGUGGAUGAAACGAAGAAUCCCAGAUUUCUGAAUGGCGACACCAUUUAUAGCGGGGGUUGCAGUAGCUGCAACAGCACUUGCUGGUAGAUAUGGAAUCCAAGCAUGGCAAGCAUUCAAAGCAAGGCCACCAAGGCCCAAAAUUAAGAAAUUUUAUGACGGCGGUUUCCAGCCUACGAUGACGAAAAGGGAAGCUGCUCUUAUUCUUGGCAUCAGGGAAAAUGUAGCGGCGGAAAAGGUGAAGGAAGCACACAGGAAGGUAAUGGUUGCAAACCAUCCAGAUGCAGGUGGUAGCCAUUUCCUAGCAUCUAAGAUCAAUGAAGCUAAAGACGUGAUGCUCGGCAAAACUAAAAACAGCGGAUCCGCUUUUUGAUGCAUAUUUCAAUCAAAGAAGACUCCAUAUGAAUCAUCUUAUGUUAUAGAACCUGCAUUGUUAUAGUGCAGAUUUGUAUGCUAAAUUAUAAGCUUGUGGUCUGUUUGUGAGACACUAAAAGACUCGAAUCUUUUCUUUCACUUGUGGUCGUUGAAAAGAAUCACAAAAAUCAAACGCAAAAGGAGAAGGGCGUUUUAGUCU